Messenger RNA from Oryza brachyantha (malo sina), 2202 nucleotides. RefSeq lists its product as uncharacterized. NCBI's taxonomy places the organism in Eukaryota, Viridiplantae, Streptophyta, Magnoliopsida, Poales, Poaceae. The record is from RefSeq and is a predicted model, not a curated record. The transcript is spliced from 19 exons. Bases 201 to 1628 code for a protein of 475 amino acids. Gene Ontology annotation, molecular function: protein binding.
ACAGACCUCCACUUUUCGGCGCGAGCUCGGGGGCCGGGGCCUGGCACUCCGGCGGCUCGAGCUCCACCAGCGGCGGCCGGCGGCGUGGGCUUGGGCGGCUAGAGCUCCGGCCGGCCGCGCCGGCGGCGGGCGGCUUCGCUUGGUCCUGCGCGGCGCAUAGGAGUCGAAGCCCCCGAAGAUUCGUUUGAGAGUCCCUACCAAUGGAGAAGUUCCUCGUGGCGGCGGCGCCGCCACCUACCGGCGAUGCGCCGGCACCGCUUCCUCCGAGACGCCACCGGUGGAGCCGCAUCGCCGUCGAGCUGGACGGCCGCGUCGACGCCAGGUUUCGGCACCGGGAGUCCGUUCGCCUGCUCGAUUCGUUCUCCGAGAUAAGGACCUUCAAUCACAAUUACUACAUGGAAGGCCAGGAGCGGUGUACAACAUAUAUGAAUCGAGGUGUUAACGAUUCAGGCCUGGGAUUUCAAGCAGUAAGAGAGGGGAUUUCAGCAAUGGAGUUUGAUAAAAAGGGAAUAUACCUUGCAUCAGUUACAGCCGCAGGAUGUUUAACUGUGCAUGAUUUUGAGACCUUGUACUGCUCCACAUAUGGUCCGUCACAUAGUUUGCCAGACGAAUCAUCAAAUUAUUUGCUACAUAUAUCAAACUCAAUGCCCCUAUGUGCUGUCCGAUGGAAUCCAGCAAAUCAAGAUGAGAUAGUUUGUGCAUCUAGACAAAAUGACAUGGUUCUCCUGUUUGAUAUUGGCUGUGUCUCAUCCAGGCCAACUGAAAUUUUACGGAAAGGAAGAUCCAGAUAUCCUGUGCUCUCUGAAUUCCGCAAAGGUUUGACAGAUGUAGCCUUUUCUUCAGAUGAUAAGUCAUGGUUAUUUGCUUCUGGCCUUGAUGGGGCGGUCUUCAUGUGGGACAUGCGGCUAAGUAAAAAACACUGCCUUGAGCUCAUAGGAUAUCCAGAAUCUCAAUUUAGCAGUGUCAAGCUAAAUAUAGAUAAUCGGACUGUGUUUGCUGGAACUAAAGAGGGCACUGUUCAUGCCUGGGAUCUCCGUGGAGGGAGGGCAUCAGCUGCUUUUCAAAGCCAUAAUGAGGUUCAACAAUUGUCAUCAGUGAAGAUAUCAACUUUGUUGAGCAAAAUUCCAUCGCUAAAGGAUCAAACAAACAUUGUCUCGAGUGAAAUUCUUUCGAUAGACUUCAAUCCUACUUGCUCAUAUCAGUUGGCCUUCCACCUUGACAAUGGCUGGUCUGGAGCCCUGAACAUUAACACCCUCAGUGUGAGUCACUUGCACUGCCCUCCUCCUGAUUGGUUGGAGAGCAUGAACUUCAUGUUGCAAAAGCUACAGAGAAAACCAACCUGGUUGCCUACAUCUUCAAUUUAUGCAGUUGGAUCUGCCUCCAAUAGUGGUGGCAUGCAUCUAUUGGAUUUUCAUCCGGAUACAAGUUCAGCAUGCCAUGUUGACUACAAUGAGGAAGUAAGAGACUCAGAGGAAAAGAAACCUGCAGUAAACAAGUUUAUUCCUUUAUCCCAGAGAGUUUUUUCCUGUGCAGCGCAUCCCUUCUAUCAUACAAUACUUGCUGGUACUCAGUUUUCAUCUUUGCUUAUAUUAUCGCAAAAGCAAGAAUCCAUCAAAGACUCAGAGUAGCGGCGCGUGGAACAUCUUGAUUGUCUCCAAAUGCAGUCAGUGCUCUCCAUUAGCUCGUGACCGUCCCGCAUCGAAGAGUGAUGUGCAGCAUGGGAACCCCAUCUGUUGGUGCCACCAAAGGCUCCGAAACUGAUCGACCUGUCACAAAGAAGGGCAUCACAUGCUUCAAUCUUCCGCCAGUGCAUUGCUUCCAUUUUUCUAGAUGGGCAACGAAUUGUGUGUUGCAACAGAUCAUGUACUUUCAAAGCAUGCUUAUAGGGUCUCUGAAGGUCGCCUGUAAUUAUCUUAGUUCUUUUCUUUUCCUUUGAUAACUCCUGCCUGUGGCAGAUUUCUCCCAUUCCUUGGACUUCUGAAGAUAAGUUUUUUUUGGGAUGGAGGAAGUAGAUAUGUUUUCUAGUUUCUUUAAAUGUUAGCGUAACCUGUUACAUCUCCUAUUCUCUUAGAUGUAACUGCAAUCAUGUGAAAUGAACAAAAUUGCAGUGGGCUAAUGAAUCUUGUAGUGUUCAGGUGCAUUUUUUUGAAGGGUUAAUUUUAAUUUUUAAUACAAUGGAAGGCACGAUAGGUCCCAUUGUAA